UUAGCACCUAGCCAGUUAAUUUGUAAGCAGAGAGUGCGAUGGAGAAGGCUGACCCGAUGCUGGCGAUGUCGGCGAGCACCGACGUUGUAGCUAACUGCUCGCCAAAUGCUCUGGCGGUAGGCCUUUGGGAUGGCCAGCAGUUGGAGCUCAUGUCGUCCUCCCCCGGCAGCAACGGCGACUAUCCCAUGAAUCCGCUGCUGUUGGCGUCGGUGUGCUUCGGCUCCUCGGGUGCACUGUCUUAUCUUUUCAGCAGGGAAGACGCACAAAAGCCACUAAUGAUAAUGCCUGCUCCAGAAUUUCUUGACUUGCUAACCCCUGCCAGCAGCACCAGAACAAGACUGACGGUGCCACAAGCUUCCGGCGAUGUAGAAGAUGGCGUAACUCAGCCUAAUUGCUUGCCUGCAGCAGCCCUGCUUCUCAAGGGUGUCACCGCUCAGGGGGACACCGCGCUGCAUGCAGUUGCCGGCCAUGGGGACAGCCCGGAAUUCCUCAAGUGUGCUAGCAUCAUUAACGAGAGGGACCAACACCUCCUCUUUGCAGUUAAUGCCAAGGGUGACACUCCCUUGCAUUGUGCUGCCAGAGCUGGCAACCACAAAAUGGUCUCCUACCUCAUCAAACUAGCUGCAGCUGCAAGUCGCAACGGUGUGCGCAAACUCUUGAGAAAGGAGAACAACGGUCGUAAGGAGACGGCGCUGCACGAUGCUGUCCGCACUGGAAAUGAAUAUAUCGUGGAGCUUCUACUGGAGGCUGAUCCUGAGUUGGCUCAUUAUCCUGCAGAAGACGCAUCACCGUUGUACCUAGCAAUUUUACUGGAAAGGGACUCCAUUGCACGGGCAUUGCAUGAUAUAACCAAGGGGAAUCUCUCGUAUCAUGGACCCGGCCGGCAAAAUGCACUACAUGCUGCGAUUCUUCGAGGCGCAGAGAUGACCAAGGAUGUGCUGAAAUGGAAUAACAGUCUUACCACACAAGUGGACAAAGAUGGUAGCACACCUCUUCACUUCGCUUCAUCACUACAUCGUCGGUUAUAUCGUCCACUGGAAGACGACGAUUAUAUUAUUCCUGGCUUAUGGCAUUCAGAUAUAUUCAUGCAAGUAUUCAAUGCUAACCCGGCACCGGUGUAUCAGGCAGACAACAAAGGAUCGUUUCCCAUACAUAUAGCUGCCUCUCUAGGUGCCAAAAGUGCCAUAGGCAUUAUUCUUGAGAAAUGUCCUAGCAGUGCUGGAUUGCGUGAUGCUCAAGGAAGGACAUUCCUUCACAUUGCCGUUCAGUAUAAGAGAUUGCAAAUAGUCUCCUUCGCUUGCAGAACUCCAUCUUUAGCUUGGAUAUUGAAUAUGAAAGACAACGAUGGGAACACCGCAAUGCAUUUAGCUGUCAAGGUUGGUUGGCUACGAAUUUUUGCUUCUUUAUAUGGGAAUAAGGAGGUUCAUUUGAGUUUAAUAAAUAACAAUGGACAAACUCCCCUCGAUCUAUCCAGAAGCUUGAUUCCUCGCGGGAUGCAUUAUUCCCAGAACAGUGAGAAAAAGAUAUAUGUGGCACUCAUAUGGGUUGAUGCCAAACACAGCGGUCUCCGCUGGGAUCAGAUUUAUGAAAAGUAUUCUCAACCAAUGAAACCAGAGGACAAUAUCAAAGAAGCAGAGAGGGUGAAAGAUGCAAGCCAAUUGCUAGGCAUUGGCUCGGUUCUAAUAGCAACUGUGGCGUUUGGAGCGACGUUUGCUGUUCCUGGAGGAUACAAAGCUGAUGAUCAUGCAAAUGGAGGGACACCAACACUUUCUGGGAGGUAUACCUUUGACGCAUUCAUGAUAGCUACCGCACUAGCUUUCAUUUGUUCCUCAAUAGCUACCACUGGUCUCAUGUUCUCUGGAAUUUCCAUGGUCAACUUGAGGAGCCGCCAAAUUAACUUGGCCACAUCUGAGUUCUUUAUGGGAGGUUCACUCACAUGCUUAUCUACUGCUUUUGCAUUGGGUGUGUAUAUAAUGCUAGCUCCGGUUUCUCACGCUACUGCCAUUGCAAUAUGUGUGUUUAGUCCUCUUGUGGUGUUGUGUAGACAUUGUGAAUACUUAGUAAAAUGGGCUAUUCUUGCACGGCCGUUGUGCAUCAGGUUGAAACCAAUUACAGCAUUAACAGAGUUAGUAGGCAUGAUCUUCAGCCAAAUGCAACGUGCACUCUGGCCCUUUAUACUUAUCUUUGGUUUGGCCGCAAUUGCACGGAAGCUCCGGGACCAGUAAUACCAAGAAACAUCAAGUACGUGAUUAGCAGUUGAAGCUAAAUAAUCGGGUUAGCUAAGCUUGUAACAAAAAGUUUGUAAGCAUAUGAGCCUGGAAUAAUAUGUAUUAUGUGGACGUUUU
Molecule: messenger RNA, 2345 nt
Organism: Hordeum vulgare subsp. vulgare (domesticated barley)
Lineage: Eukaryota; Viridiplantae; Streptophyta; Magnoliopsida; Poales; Poaceae
Product: protein ACCELERATED CELL DEATH 6-like
Exons: 3
Coding region: 39-2225 (728 amino acids)
Cellular component (GO): plasma membrane
Molecular function (GO): protein phosphatase regulator activity; protein phosphatase 1 binding
Source: RefSeq, a predicted model, not a curated record